UCUGCCGUGCAGGGCUCAUUUGAGGGGAACCGCCGCAGCCUGAGCAGCACAGACAGAAAUACUUGCGCACUGACAUCAGCCCAGAUAAGGCGCAGGCAGCCCCUCCUGGUUCGAGGACAUCUCUCCGGUCCUGCUGGGUGAUACCCGGGGCCGCCGCUUUCAUCCGUUCCGCGGGUUGUUUUCUGCGCGGCGGAGCCGGCGAGAAGCGGCCGCCUCCCAUGGCUGUUCGCCUCCCUCUUCCUCUUCGGGGACUGUGAGGAGCGUGGGCAGAAGUUUGAGCGUCUCUCUCCCGGUUCUCCCUCCCUCUCUCUCCCUCUCUCUCUCUGGCAUUCCUCCUGUUGUUGGAUUGUUCUCCGAGAGGAUGGUGCUCGAUAAGGAGGAGAGUGUGUCUCUGGUGUCCCUCCAGUCCAGAGAGAAGCCGAGGGGCUGCGCCGGCUGCAACGGCAAGAUCCGGGACCGCUUCAUGCUGCAGGCGCUGGACCGGUACUGGCACGAGGACUGCCUGAAGUGCGCCUGCUGCGACUGCCGCCUGGGCCGCCUGGGCUCCACCCUCUACACCCGGGCCAACCUCAUCCUCUGCCGCAGAGACUACCUGAGGCUCUUCGGGGUGACGGGGAACUGCGCUGCCUGCAGUAAGCUGAUCCCUGCCUUUGAGAUGGUGAUGAGAGCCAGAGACAACGUCUACCAUUUAGACUGCUUCGCCUGUCAGCUCUGCCGCCAGAGAUUUUGCGUGGGAGACAAGUUUUUCCUCAAGAACAACAUGAUCCUGUGCCAGCUGGACUACGAAGGAGGCCAUCUCAAUGGCGGCGGCGGCGAGCGGCAGCCCCAGUAAGAGGGCGGGAAAAAAGACCUUUGUGCGCCAGCUGGACGUCAAAACCAACAGCGGCGCACAUCAGAUGUGGAUGAAAAAGAAAAAGAAAAAGAAAAAA
This is a messenger RNA of Salarias fasciatus (jewelled blenny), 929 nucleotides long. Its product is annotated as rhombotin-1-like. The record is from RefSeq and is a predicted model, not a curated record. Gene Ontology annotation, molecular function: DNA-binding transcription factor binding; transcription coactivator activity. Lineage: Eukaryota; Metazoa; Chordata; Actinopteri; Blenniiformes; Blenniidae. The coding region runs from base 362 to 832 and encodes 156 amino acids. Gene Ontology annotation, biological process: positive regulation of transcription by RNA polymerase II. The transcript is spliced from 5 exons. Gene Ontology annotation, cellular component: nucleus.